AAUGAUAAAAUAAAAUUAGAUUAUAGAAACAGAGAAUAUAUAUUGCAAUAAUCUGAGCAGUAAUAAUAACAGAGUACAGAUUACGCGGUAGCUUAUCUGUAUCGACCGUCCGCGAUUGGCCGUUUCAUCUUCUUCUCCUCCUCCAUCCUCGCAUUUUUCGUACACCGUUUCUCCGUUUCCGAUCUCUACUUUCCGGUGGUGGUGGUGGAGGAGAAGAGAGCGCGAAUAAAUAGAUUUAUAGGAUUGUAGUUGGGGAUGGCGAAGAGAGUGGACCACGAAUAUGAUUAUCUGUUUAAGAUCGUAUUGAUCGGAGACUCUGGAGUCGGGAAAUCCAACAUUCUGUCCAGGUUUACCCGAAAUGAGUUCUGCUUGGAGUCCAAAUCCACUAUCGGAGUCGAGUUCGCCACCCGAACUCUUCAGGUGGAAGGAAAGACUGUCAAGGCCCAGAUUUGGGACACUGCCGGCCAGGAAAGGUACCGAGCUAUUACUAGUGCUUACUACAGAGGGGCUGUCGGAGCACUGCUUGUAUAUGACAUAACAAAGAGGCAAACCUUUGACAAUGUCUUAAGGUGGCUCCGAGAACUGAGAGACCAUGCAGACUCUAACAUUGUCAUUAUGAUGGCUGGGAACAAGUCUGAUCUCAACCACCUCAGAGCAGUCUCCGAGCAGGAUGGUCAAACUUUGGCUGAGAAGGAAGGAUUGUCAUUUCUGGAGACAUCAGCAUUGGAAGCGCUUAAUGUAGAAAAGGCUUUUCAGACUAUUUUGUCAGAAAUCUACCAUAUUGUAAGCAAGAAGGCACUGGCUGCCCAGGAAGCAGCAGCAAACACCCUUCCUGGUAAGGGUACCACCAUCAAUGUUGGUGAUUCCGCAGCAAAUGCAAAAGGGGGCUGUUGCUCUUCCUAAGCUGAAUUUCAGGAGGGAAACAAACACAAACGGUAGCUGGCUUAAACUUAUUGUUUUUCCCCUCUUUCUUCAUCCAGAGCAAGAGAGGCAUGUAGAAUACUUUCUUUACCUUAUUGGUACAAGAAAGUAAGAUUGUGAAUGUUAAUUGUUUAGUGGUUUAGGUGAAUCUACUCUCAUAUCGUACACUUAUUUAUUUUUUGUGAAGGGAAGCCACUGAUACUGGCAGUGUUGCUGUUUUUGAUCACAGAUAUACUCUGAUAUAUACUGCAGGGAAGCAGGUGUAGCAAUUUUAAUCAUAUCUGGUUUUAUUCCAGCUAGAAUUCUCUUCA
Messenger RNA from Ipomoea nil (Japanese morning glory), 1232 nucleotides. RefSeq names its product ras-related protein Rab2BV. The transcript is spliced from 3 exons. Gene Ontology annotation, molecular function: GTP binding; GTPase activity. Gene Ontology annotation, cellular component: endosome. The record is from RefSeq and is a predicted model, not a curated record. The coding region runs from base 256 to 903 and encodes 215 amino acids. NCBI's taxonomy places the organism in Eukaryota, Viridiplantae, Streptophyta, Magnoliopsida, Solanales, Convolvulaceae.